Molecule: messenger RNA, 2430 nt
Organism: Microdochium trichocladiopsis
Lineage: Eukaryota; Fungi; Ascomycota; Sordariomycetes; Xylariales; Microdochiaceae
Product: LysM domain-containing protein
Exons: 5
Coding region: 1-2430 (809 amino acids)
Source: RefSeq, a predicted model, not a curated record
AUGGCCAAGGGCAGCGCUGGCUCUUUUGCCAAGCUGGCAACACUGGCAGCGCUGUUGACAGUACCGAGCACAGUUCAGGCUCAGCAGUUCCCUGAUGGCCUUCUAGGCUAUAGCUCUGCCCCCGGGCUGAGUGAGGGGUGUGCCGAGGCUCUCAACACCACCGUAGCCAACUGCCCCGUUUACCUCGCCCAGAUGGCUGUCAAGCAGCCUCGUCUUGAGGCAGGUUUGCUCCAGUACAUCUGCACAUCAGCCUGCAAGUCCUCGCUCCAGAAUGUGAGAGGCAUCAUCGCCUCCGGCUGCCGCUCUGAGACGGACGUCCUCGAAAUACAAUCGGUAGUUUACCCAGCCACGUUUGUCAUUGACAACCUUCUGUACGCAUACGACAUGUCUUGCGCCAAAGACAAGGGCUCUGGCCAGUUCUGCGACCAGCUGUACAUGGACGCUCUUGCCAAUAACACGCAGAUCGACAGCUGUUCUGACUGUGCCCUAGCUGGCGUGCAGAGGCAGCUCAACUCACCCUUUGGCUACAACGCCGAGUUUGCUGAGGGGUUCCAGUCCGUCACAGCCAAGUGCGGCGCCUCCGGGUACGGCUUCACCUCUCCGGCUCCCUAUGCUAUCAGCACCAGCACGAUAGACCCUGAGCCCACCCUCGGCCCUAGUUGCUCGUCCCCGUAUGUCGUCCAGCAGAACGACACGUGCGACUCCAUCUCAACCGCCAAGGGCAUUUCUUUCUACAGCGUCGUCAAGGCGGCCGGCACCGACACGGCCUGCAGCAUCCUGAACCCCGGGGACAAGCUUUGCCUGCCUCAGUCGUGUGCGGUCCAUCGCGUCGAGUACGAUGACACAUGCCAAGGCAUUGUCGACUCCAUCGCCGGUCUCAGGGCUUCAGACUUGCUCAUCUGGAAUCCAGACAUCAACCCGCUAUGCACAAACCUCGAGUACUUUGCAAACAAACUCAUCUGCGUCAGCCCCCCUGGCCGCACACUCGAUGAUGUCACCACAAUCACCGACGGCCCUAUACCCACCCAGCCGCCGCCCACCCCCGUGCCAAGACCGGACAACGCCAAGGCCGAGUCCAACACUCGGUGUGCCGGCUGGUACGAGGUUCAGCAGGGAGACGCCUGCCAGGCCAUCUCGAUCAAGGAGGGCAUCUCCCUGCAAGACUUCCUGUUCCUCAACCCGUCCAUUGACAGCGCCUGCUCAAACCUCUGGCUUGAGACGUCGUACUGCGUCCGCGCAGUCGGCGACAUCAACACCUACACCAGCUACCCCUUUUCCACGUCGCCAGUGUACACACUGACCUCGUCGGCAUACGACACUACAGCAGUCUCGACUUUGCCCUCCGUCGUUGCUGAGGCGACUCCGGUCGUCGAACUGCCUCUGGCACCUGGUUCGGAUGGCGAGUCUGACGGCUGUCUCGAGUUUGUCAGCUAUCGCGCCGUCGUGCCGCAGAUGGAUCAGUCCCUACAGACUGAUGUGCCUACAGUGAACCAGAGCAUCAAUUCGUGCGAGUUCGCGCUGGGCGCCUACAAUGCCAGAAUGAGCGACAUCCUCUCGUGGAACCCUAGUCUUAAGUCUAUCAGCCCUUGCUACCUUCAAGAGGGAUAUAGAUACUGUGCUGCUCAUAAGGACUCCACACCAUCACCUUCGCCGACCAACACCAGGGACUGUUUGCCCAUCGACGAACCAUAUCCCGGCACCGACUCAUCGUGCUCCUGCUUCACCGUCAUUCAAGGCUAUGCAGCUUCAUAUUUCGACUGCCAGGGUCUGAUUGACGAACAGAAAAUCGCACUCAAGGACCUCCUCAGCUUGAAUCCAUGGAUUGGCGGAACCGACAUAUCCAGCUGUACCUCGGGAUUGUACGCCGGACUCGCGGUGGACGCCGAGCGUGCUGUCUGUGUCGGGACAGGUGGAACUCCUAUACCGGGCGGUCCAACUUCUUCUUCCUCGUCAUCGUCCGUUCCCUCAACGUCGACAGGAGCAGCAACACCAACAACAGCAACAACAACGUCGACGUCGGCGGGCGCAACUCCAGCCGCACCGACGCAGACUGGCAUCGUCGCAGGGUGUCGCAAGUUCUACACCGCCAAGUCGGGCGAUGGGUGCUGGAGCAUCGCCAACGACAAUGGUAUCGCGCUGGACAGCUUCUACCAGUGGAACUCUGCAGUCGGCACCGACUGCGCGAACCUCUGGCUCGGCUACGCAUAUUGCGUUCAAGGCCCCGCCCCAGUCCCUGCCCCGGGACCAACCCAGGAAGGCGUGACCUCGUCCUGUGUCAAGUGGCACAAUGUCGUCUCGGGUGAUAGCUGCCCGGCCAUACAGAAGACGUACAAUAUUGCCCAGUUCUCGACGCUGCUGAGCUGGAACCCGAGUAUCGGGUCCAACUGUGAGAACAUGUGGCUCGGGUAUAGCCUUUGUGUUAUGGUCUAG